Messenger RNA from Etheostoma spectabile (orangethroat darter), 2262 nucleotides. RefSeq names its product 5-aminoimidazole-4-carboxamide ribonucleotide formyltransferase/IMP cyclohydrolase (gene atic). Gene Ontology annotation, cellular component: cytosol. The record is from RefSeq and is a predicted model, not a curated record. Gene Ontology annotation, molecular function: IMP cyclohydrolase activity; phosphoribosylaminoimidazolecarboxamide formyltransferase activity. NCBI's taxonomy places the organism in Eukaryota, Metazoa, Chordata, Actinopteri, Perciformes, Percidae. The coding region runs from base 234 to 2009 and encodes 591 amino acids. Gene Ontology annotation, biological process: 'de novo' IMP biosynthetic process. The transcript is spliced from 14 exons.
CGUGGCUCUUCUGGGGGCGCUUGUGUGUCAGGGGCGGGCCGACCUCAGCAGGGCGGGUCUUUGUAGUUUUCAAGCACGUGAAGCAAUGAAAAACUUAACUGUCUACGGGUUUGUCUAUGGUCUCAGCCGCUGCCUGCCUCCUCCGCAACCUCACUCUGCAGUUUACUUGAGUGAAGACUGAAGGGAAACUGUUUUUACACCGACGGAGACCGCAGACUACUGUUACUGAAAACAUGGCAUCCUCGGAGCUUGCACUUUUGAGUGUGUCAGACAAGACUGGACUGGUGGACUUUGCCAAAAGGAUGGUGGAUGUUGGACUGUCCCUGGUCGCUUCAGGUGGCACAGCCAAAGGCCUGCGUGAUGCUGGGCUGGCUGUCAGGGAUGUGUCUGAGCUGACUGGACAUCCAGAGAUGCUGGGAGGCAGAGUGAAGACCCUUCAUCCUGCUGUCCAUGGGGGCAUCCUGGCCAGGAAAACCCCCACUGACAGCGCAGACAUGGAGAAGCUGGGCUACAGCCUGGUCCGAGUGGUGGUGUGCAACCUUUACCCAUUUGUGAAGACCGUCUCUAACCCGAGUGUUACGAUGGAAAAUGCUGUGGAGCAGAUAGAUAUCGGUGGCGUAACUCUGUUAAGAGCAGCGGGCAAAAAUCAUGCUCGAGUCACUGUAGUGUGCGAUCCUGCUGACUAUUCGCUGGUUGCCAAGGAGAUGGAGAGUUCAGGAGACAAAGAUACAACCGUAGAAACACGCAGGACUCUGGCCCUCAAAGCCUUCACACACACAGCACAGUAUGAUGAGGCUAUAUCGGACUACUUUCGUGGACAGUACAGCCGAGGUGUUUCCCAGCUGCCUCUGCGCUACGGCAUGAACCCUCACCAAGCACCCGCCCAACUCUACACUCUGCGCCCAGCCCUCCCCCUCAAAGUUGUCAACGGUUCCCCCGGCUUCAUCAACCUGUGUGAUGCUCUGAACGCCUGGCAGCUGGUCAGAGAGUUAAAGAGCGCCCUCGGCAUGGCUGCUGCCACCUCCUUCAAACACGUCAGCCCUGCUGGAGCUGCAGUAGGAGUUCCUCUGACUGAGGAGGAAGCCAGAGUGUGCAUGGUGCAUGACAUGCUGAAGGAUCUCACCCCGCUGGCCACGGCCUACGCCAGGGCAAGGGGUUCGGACAGGAUGUCUUCUUUUGGAGACUUCAUUGCUGUGUCAGAUGUUUGUGACGUUCCCACCGCCAGGAUUAUAUCAAGAGAGGUGUCCGAUGGGAUCAUUGCGCCUGGUUAUGAUGAGGAGGCACUCAAGAUCCUUUCUAAGAAGAAGAAUGGCAACUACUGUGUGCUUCAGAUGGAUCCUGACUACGAGCCUGAUGAGGCCGAGGUGAGAGUGCUGUUUGGUCUCUAUCUCAAACAAAAGAGGAACGGAGCACUCAUCGAUAAGGAGUUCUUCAACAACGUUGUUUCCAAGGGAUCGCUGUCAGAGGAAGCUGUGCGUGACCUCGCUGUGGCUACCAUCGCUGUGAAGUACACUCAGUCCAACUCUGUCUGCUACGCUAAAAAUGGACAGGUUGUUGGUAUAGGAGCGGGUCAGCAGUCUCGUAUCCACUGCACACGCCUGGCAGGAGACAAAGCUGAUAACUGGUGGCUGAGACACCACCCUCGUGUCCUGAACAUGAAGUUUCGCAGUGGAGUGAAACGAGCGGAGAUGGCCAACGCAAUCGACCAGUAUGUCAGUGACACCAUUGGAGAGGGCCCAGACCUUGCAGUUUGGAAGUCGAUGUAUGAAGAGGUGCCCGAGCCUCUGUCAGAGACUGAAAAGACCAACUGGAUCAGCUCCCUGCAGGCCGUGGCCGUCAGCUCUGACGCCUUCUUCCCCUUCAGAGAUAACAUAGAUCGUGCCAAACGGAGCGGUGUUGAGUACAUUGCAGCUCCAGCUGGCUCUGCUGCUGACAAGGUUGUGAUUGAUGCCUGUAAUGAGCAGGGCAUCACUCUGGUGCACACCAACCUGCGGCUCUUCCACCACUGAGCACCUUCUGAACACUACUGCAGGUGUUCUUUCAACUCAACUUGCAGUUUUGCAUCAUUAGAGUCAAAUAUGUUUUCUAACAUUGAUACUCAAAACAUUCCUUCACCAUGCUCAAGUGUAGCGGUCACAAAUGCACUGUUGGUAACACAUUUAGUGCAUUCCCUACUUGUGACCCUAACAUUAGAGAGAGAUACAGUAACUGUUUACGUUUAUUCCAGGUCAGUUGUGUGUGAAAUAAAUAUUGUUAAUGACA